Molecule: messenger RNA, 4484 nt
Organism: Schistosoma turkestanicum
Lineage: Eukaryota; Metazoa; Platyhelminthes; Trematoda; Strigeidida; Schistosomatidae
Source: the annotation of a GenBank genome assembly
UUUGUAUUUAUCGGGUGUGUGUCUAGUUCCGAAAAAAAAGAAUACUGGACUAAUUGCACUUCACAUGUGUACAAUGACAUAUUGUUAUACACAUUGUUUGUGUAGGUGUAUGUACAAUGCAUAAAUUUCACAAAAUGUGAGUUCCAUUACCUGACGAUUUGUACAUCUAGCAUCAAAUCCUACAUAUUGGAUAACAAACUGUUUUGAGUUUGUUUUUAUUUCUCUCUGAGUAAUGAUGACAUAUACAAGAAUUGGAUGAAUCCAUAUUGAAAACUCUUUUCCUGGUGCUUUUCUAUUCAUUAUUUCAAUUGAAAACAAUGUCAUAAUCACUUACAUUGAUGCAUGUAUCUUAUGCCAUUAUGAAUUUCAAAAAACAAACUCUUUGUUCAAGUGUCCAAUAGACGCAUCGUAUCUGGUCAGAAAAAAAGAAUCAAAACAAAUUUUUAAAAAUAAUGUUUCAAGAAAAAUCAAAAGAGGAACAAUAAAUUACGAAAGAAUUUUUGUGAAAAAUUAAAUCAAUUAUUUUUCAAUUUUAAAAUAUCUAAAGAACAAAACAACAAAAAACAAAACAUGAAAGUUGAAUUCACUUUACCUUCAGCACUUCAAUAUGGUGAUUGUAUAGAAGUGAAUGGUAAAGCUGGUAAUAACAAAUUUUCAAUUGAUUUAAUCUCUGAUUAUUUAGCAUUUGAUCCAACUAUACUUGAUGAAUAUAAUGAUAAAAUGGAUGAAUGUGAAUUGCCCAUUGUAGAAACUCAACCAUUACAAAUAUUAAUUGAAACAACUGGUAGUUGGGAUAUUAAUGCUAAUUCACCAGAAACUAGUACAUCAUCACACGGUAGUUCAGCGAAACGAUUUGGUUUUCGUGCAAAUGAAAAUUUUGUCUGUCGAGUUGUAAUUAAAACGGAAUAUUAUGUUGUUUAUCUAAACGAUAUGGUGUUGUCAAACUCGGAACAUUUAGUUCCUGUCGGUUCUAUCAAUGGCUUUACAAUUGAUGGUGACUCUGUCAUUUCCACUAUAUUAUUUGGUGAUUUAAAUGCAAUUGAAAAAUACAAUUCAAAUCAUGCUUUACAACAAAUUCCGUCAGUGAAUCCAAAAAUUAUUGAAUGUCGAUUAACAUCGGAUGAAUUAUUAGCUACUGUUUUAUGUAAUGACACUGAAGAAUAUUCCAUUCAUUCAAAUCCAUACACUGAUGAUCAUGUUGAGAAUAACCAUAAUAAUAAUAAUAAUAAUAAUAAUAACAUGAAAAUCAAUAGUUUCAAUGAUAUUAAAGCGAAAACCAAACAAGAUGAUAUUUCCAAUGUGAAAUAUACAAUUACAGAAAAUCAUGCGAAUAGAAAACAAGCAUGGAAAGAUAGAAAUUUACAGAAUUUAAAAACAGAGAAUACCGGUUCUAUGUGCAAUACAACAAAUUUAAUUUAUUCUAACAAUGAAUCUACAAACCAGUCGUAUGAUAAUAAUAAUAAUAAUAAUAAUAAUAAUAAUAAUAAUAAUUGUAAUAAUAAUAUAGACAAUUUUGUAACUAAUAACAACAAACAAAAUUUAAACAAUACAAACAAAUUAAUCAGAGCUUCAUCAUAUCAAUUAGUAUUUGAUGUGGAUAGUGAUUCAAAUGAAGAGAUUGAUCGAGAUGAUGUUAAUGAAACAUCAAUGAAAAAUGUUCAACUACCACCUUUAUUCAAUCAGACAAGAGCUAAAAGUAUUCAAAAUCUAUUUCAUUUUCAUCAUAAUCAUUAUGAUCAUUUUGAUCAUGUCAAUAAAUUUAUGCAUGAAUCACAACAAUCAAUAGUGGAAGAUCAAGACAAUACUAUUGAUCAGCUAAAAGAUACAAUAAGCCAUUCAAUGUUCAAUGCCACAGGUGGAAACAAAUCAUUGGAUUUCAAUGAAAUGAAUAAUUUGAAUCAAUUAUCUGGGAAAUUUUCAACAUCACAACUAUUAGAACUAGUGAAAGAAGAAUUGGAACAGGAUGAAACACAUGAUGACAGUGUAGAAUGUAUACAAACUGAUAAGAGUAAGUUAGGACAAGAAAAUAUGGCUGUUCAGCAUACAAAUGAGCUACACACAGAUUAUUUGUCUAAUUUUGUUAAAUCAAUCAAUAAUUUAACAGAAGACGAAUCUGAGCCAAUUGGAGGAAGUACAAUGUUGAACAGUGAAAAAAUAAAUGUACCAAGCGAUGAAACAAUCGAGACAACUACUUCAUUAAAUGAAAAAGAUCAUGAAGAACAAUUUAAGCUGAAACAAUCAGAUGAUAAUAUGUCAUGUGAGUCGAAAAUACCAAUUUUCCGAAAUAGUCUAUCUAAUAAACAUACUCCAGAUUCAAUGACUAAUGGUUUACAAGAAAUCAAGGUUAAACCUUUAAAAUCAGCUCGUAAAGUUAAAUUGUAUUCAAAAGAAAAUGAUUCAUCACAUCUAGAUAAUUGUUCAAUUUCAUCUUGUUCAGAUAAACAAGGAUUAAUUCAUUCUAGAAUUCCACAACCUUUUCGUUCAAUAUCCAACAGUCAUAGCAAUAUUAAUAUCAAUCAAUCAAAUGAUCAGUUGAAUGAAAUGGUCAAUCAAAAAUUACCAAUAAAUAAAUCAUUGAUAAAAUCUACUCCUGCUCCUCCUCAGAAAUAUUCGCCUAAUAAACAGUCUGUUGUUACUAGAUCAAAAUCAGAAUUACAGAGUGAUUCCAUUUCUAAAGCUGCUAAUAUCAAUAAACAUGUCAUGAAUCGAACUCCAUUAAAAUCAAGUCGACAAUCUAAGGAAACUAGAAAAUCCUAUCCAUUAUUAAGUAAUGACAUGAGAUCAUUACACAAUACAGAGAAAACUACUAAACAUUUUAUAAAAUCGCCAUUAUUAAAUAAAUCACCAACUACAUUCACAACAACAGCAUCAGCAUCAUCAUCAUCCUCGUCAUCGUUAUCAUCGGUGUCGACAAAAUUAUCCUCGAAUUCAAUCGUGAAAUCUUCAUUACAUUCAAAUGGAUUAAAUAGUAAAAAACAGAAAAUCAUCGAAACAAAUCAGAAAUUGUUAAAUCUCAAUCAAUCACAAGAGCAUGCGAUCGAUGCAAAUCCAGGCAAAAUCAAUGAAACCAUAGAAUUCAAGUCUACAAAUGACAUACCAUUGAAUUCCAUUUCAACUGAUCCAAAACACAAAGACUAUUUGAAUUUAUUCAAUCAAUCAAUAAUAAGUCAACAAUGCAAAGUGAUUAAUCAAAUCAAUUCAACAACAACAAAAUUAAAAGAAAGAGAUCAAUCAGUAUUAUUCAAUGGAUUACAUGAUAAGAAUAGUUCUUGUUUCAAUGAUAAAGGAUUGAUGAACGGUACACAACCAUUAUGUGAAAAUAAUCAUAUUUUAAACAAUUCAAAUAAUAAUAAUAAUAAUAAUUCCACCACAACUGCUAAUAUGAAAAUGGAUCUAUUAAAGAAUUGUAUCAAACAAGAAAAAGAAUUACACAAUGAAUAUUUAACGUUCAAUGAUCAAUCUAGUUCGGAUCACGAUGCUAGAAUUGAUCUAAAUAACCAUUUAAAUGGUCACAUGACAAUGAUGAAGUCAAAAUUAACAACAGACAUUAAUGACAUAAACAAUGCAAAUAAUUUACAAUCUACACAAAAUGGUUACACAUGCGACACUGACGUUCAUAUACAUGAGAUGAAAUUAAAUUUGAAAGAAAAUAAUGAUAAUUAUUUAAGUACUUCAACAACAACAACAACAACACCAACAACAUCAUCAUCAUCAGUUAUAAAUACACUGGAAAUGUCUAAGACACCAGCAAUAAUGACUGAAUCAACAACAAAUGGCAGUUUAUAUUGUGAGAAAAUUAAAACUUCUAAAAAAUUUAUACAAUCACCUAAAAAAUGGUUAACCCCAUAUAAACAAACAAUAUAAACGUCAGAAGCAGUGUACUACUUGUACAAAAGUUUCAUUGUUAUAAUGAUAUGAGUUAAUAACAACCAUCACACAAACAAAACAUACGAAACGAUGAACAACACAUGCACACACACACAUAUGUCAAUCGAUAAAACAAGCUGAAGAAUAAUUCGUCAAUAGGGGCGUAAACUUACAACACAUCCGAAUAAAUUAUAAAACAUUUAUGAUAUUAUAUAUAUAUAUUUCACUAUCAGUAUGAAACUCAUCAUAGAUAAGCUUCUUUUUUUUUAUCUAAACAGUGAUAAAUAAUACUAACGAUCAUUAUACUAUGAAAUCUGUGAAUUGUAAUGAUAUUUGUUUGAAAAAUAUAUAUACACACCAUCAUUGUUUAUGAAAAAAUGAAGAAAAAAAAUGUAUUUUGUGACAAACAUUUCAUUUUAUCUUUUUUAUAGUUGACAUUUUAAACAAAAGAUAACUUCCGUUUUUUUGUAUAUUUUUCUAUUAAGUUAAAAUUUUAAUUUUUAAAUUGUUCUUCAAACAAGAGUAUAAUAUGUAUGAUUAUUUGAAAAAAAAAUUAGCAAUUAUUCAGGAGACAACUACAUUAAAUUUAUUCAAUGUUUAGUCUGAUUUCUAAGUGU